AUGGUUAUUACCAUCUCAGCCAAGACCACCGCUGGAAAGACUGCUGCUGCUAAGCACAAGUUCGUCAUCGACUACUCUCGCCCGGCUGGCGACGGCGUCUUCGAUGGCGCGGCGUUCGAGAAGUUCUUGCACGACCGUAUCAAGGUCGAGGGCAAGACUGGCCAGCUUGGCGACAACGUGAAGAUCCAACGGGAUGGCGACACCAAGAUCACCGUUACGUCGAGCAUCCCCCUCUCCAAGCGGUACCUCAAGUACCUCACCAAAAAGUUCCUCAAGAAGAACACCCUCCGUGACUGGAUUCGCGUUGUUGCCUCGUCGAAGGACGUCUACCAGCUCCGCUUCUACAACAUCCAGGCCGGUGAUGAUGAGGAGGAGGAGUAA
This is a messenger RNA of Epithele typhae, 381 nucleotides long. Its product is annotated as ribosomal protein L22. The coding region runs from base 1 to 381 and encodes 126 amino acids. Gene Ontology annotation, molecular function: structural constituent of ribosome; RNA binding. The record is from RefSeq and is a predicted model, not a curated record. Gene Ontology annotation, biological process: cytoplasmic translation. Gene Ontology annotation, cellular component: ribosome. The transcript is spliced from 5 exons. Lineage: Eukaryota; Fungi; Basidiomycota; Agaricomycetes; Polyporales; Epitheliaceae.